AGUCUAAAUAUAACUUAAAAUCUAGAAUCGUUUGGCUAUUGUGACACGUAUGCGAUUUUUCUGACAGGCAUUGCGUUUGCUUACUAAGUUUACGGAAGAGCAACUGGUGGAAGUGGACGCAGUUUAAUGGAUGAGAGAACGAGAAAUCUUCGAUUUACGUAGAUAAUACGCUUGAAUUUAACCUUUAAUAGAUAGGAAAAGGUCUCAGAAUGCCUUUGUUUGGCCAAAACCCGUUCGACCAGGAUGUGGAGAAAGCCACUAGUGAAACUAGCACAUCAGAGGACUGGGGCCUCAUUAUGGAUAUCUGUGACCGGGUCGGAACAACUCCCAAUGGUGCAAAGGAUUGUCUCAGGUCAGUCAUGAAGCGUGUGAACCACAAGGUCCCUCAUGUAGCCAUGCAAGCAUUAACGUUGCUGGGUGCCUGUGUUUCAAACAGUGGAAAAAUCUUUCACCUAGAAAUCUGCUCGCGGGAGUUUUCCAGUGAAGUUCGUAGUGUGUUAAACAGGGUUCACCCAAAGGUUGCUGAGAAACUCAAGGCCCUGAUGGUGGAGUGGGCCGAAGAUUUCCAGAAAGACCCGCAACUGAGUCUCAUUAGUGCCACCAUCAAGUCCCUCAAAGAAGACGGAGUGGCCUUUCCCACCGCAAACCCCCAGAGCUCAAGCACAAAGCCCAACAGCACAUCUGCCACCAGCAAAACCGUUGAUGAUGAUGAUCUGGCCAAAGCCAUUGAGCUGUCCUUACAGGAGCAGAAACAGCAGGCAGAGACACGACCCCUAACCAUGAUAGCAGAUCCACCCUACAACACCAAUGGAGGGAAAGAGUCACGUAAAGUGCGUGCCCUCUAUGAUUUUGAAGCGGCUGAAGACAAUGAGCUCACGUUUAAGGCCGGAGAGCUUGUGAUCAUCCUUGAUGACAGUGAUCCAAACUGGUGGAAAGGAGAGAAUCAUCGAGGAGUAGGCCUCUUCCCGUCUAACUUUGUCACCACCAAACUGAAUGAUGAACCAGACCCUGUGAUGUAUGUAGAGAAGAGCGUAGUUCCAGAGGAGCCCAUUGUUGAAGUCAAAGCUGAGCCUGAGCCUGUGUAUAUAGAUGAGGAGAAGAUGGACAAAGCUCUGUACCUGCUCCAGAACACAGACCCUGCAGAUGCCUCACCUGACAGCCCUGAGUUGUUCACAUUAGAAGAUGCUUGUGAAAAGAUGAACCCAAUGAUCGAUGAGAAAUUACAAGAGAUUGACAGGAAGCACUCAGAGUUGUCCGAGCUGAAUGUGAAGGUGCUGGAGGCACUGGAAUUGUAUAACCAGCUGAUGAAUGAGGCUCCACUUUACAAUGCAUAUUCCAAAAUGCAGACUCUCCAAGGCACUUACCCUGGAGCCUCUACUCCUCUCACGAUGCAGGGUUAUCAGCCAUCUGGAGCCUAUAUGUCCUCUGGUGUUCCACAGGGAUAUAGUCUUACAGACCAAGCUGGCCCUCUCUGUUCCCUUCCUCCUUCGGUCAAUUCAGUGCCUACAAACCAGCCAGCACAACCUACUUACAUCAGCGGCCCCAUGAAUGCACCAUACGUAAACCAAGCUCCCGGAGCCCCCGCUCCUUACCCCCAUCAGAUGGGCAUGGGUAUGGAUAUGUCUGCCUAUCAGAAUGCUAAUCCUGGUCUGCCUCCAACCUCCUAUCCAAUGUCAGCUUCAGCCCAACCUGCCCCUCAUCAGCAACAAGCAGCCUUCUACCAGCAACCCCUUCUGUAAAGCUGUACAGCAAGUCUGACUCCACAGCCAUCAAUAUUCAAUGCAAAUUCCAAAUGGUGAAAUGAGGUUGAGAGUAUUUUUCAUCUCUAUUGUGGACCAGAAACAUGCAAGGAUUCAUUGAAAUUUGUCUUCACAGGACAAAAGGAAGCAAACACUUCAUUUUCUCUCCCACUUACUAACCCAUGAAGCAGUUUAGGGCAGGUGUUCAGAGCUGAUGGAAUGAGUCACACUAACCAUAAACAUCAUUUUUGUCGUCUUGUGAUAAUCACCAGCACAUUCUUCUUUUUUCUGAUUGAGAAUUUAAGAUAAAAUGGUAAAAUGUUCAUACACUCAUACUGUCUCAUUUGAAGAGACAAUUAUUAUAAUUUACUGUUGCCAUUUUCAUUUAUUUCUGACCCGCAACUUUCAUUUCUUGCCUUUCGAAGCAAAUGUGGGGUUUUAUGCAUUAUAGAGAGAAUGACUUUAUAAAGAAGAUUAUACAUGGAUCACCAAAUCUGCAAUGAUUUUAUGUGCCAAUACUCAGAGCACUCCUAUAAACUCCUACAAUCAAAUUGGCAGUUUUAGGUUAAUCCUGCUGUUAGUGAUUCUAGAAUUAUGGCACAGAUUUAGAAGGGGCAGCUGGGUACAGAAUACAUGUGAUAUUCAUAAAUUCUUUUGCAACCUGUGCUUUAGAACUGAUGAAUACAAUCCCUUUAUGGUCAAUCCAUAUAUUUCACUGUAUAAUGAUAUUUAUAAUAUGCAAGUACCGCUUGUGUUCGCUGUUGUUUGAUUUAAUUUAAGGCAUGUAAUAUUGCAUACAGUUUAAUUUUUAUUUGGUCUAUGACUCCUCAGCUGAAAAUGAUCAAUCAGUUGUUCUUUUGCUUAUAAUGUAUGUGAAGAAAUGUGCUUUUCGGAUAUACCCUCCCAUUUCUUCUUAACCGAAAUGGGAAAAUGUGUAAUUCCUUUAACAUAUAGAGAGCAUUUGUUCUUGUUAAAAUGGGAUUAAUGUAGUUUAAAAUAAAAGAAAAUUGUCUUUUUUUCAUAAACAGCUUGGAAAAAAGAUAUUGUAUAUUAGAUGUUAAAUAUCUGGCUUUGUCUGUAUUGCACCUUAACUUUAUAAACAUUUGUUUACCACCAGAUGCCUUGUUCUUUCACGAGAUGGAAUAAACAUAGAAACCAGUUCAAAAGAUUUUAUUUCAAAAGCUGCUGGAUAUUGGUAAACCUGUUUUAAGAGAUCUAGAGGGAAAUCUGUAUUGUAUCUCAUGGACUCAAUGUUUUGUAACAUCAAGAUUUCUUUGUAUCCUGCCUGCUCAUUUUUCAAAUUCCUUUUGUAACACAGUGAACUCUUAUAGUCUACAGAAAAUAAAAACUACCCGUGUUACAAAA
Carassius carassius (crucian carp) is the source of this 3104-nucleotide messenger RNA. RefSeq names its product signal transducing adapter molecule 2-like. Lineage: Eukaryota; Metazoa; Chordata; Actinopteri; Cypriniformes; Cyprinidae. Gene Ontology annotation, cellular component: endocytic vesicle. Bases 210 to 1739 code for a protein of 509 amino acids. Gene Ontology annotation, molecular function: phosphatidylinositol binding; ubiquitin binding. The record is from RefSeq and is a predicted model, not a curated record. Gene Ontology annotation, biological process: signal transduction. The transcript has 14 exons.